AACCGUCUCUACUUUCAUGGAAACCCCAGAAACUGGUUGUGACGGCUGCUGUUCUUUACUGUAUGGUUAGUAUAAUCCAUGUAGGGUCCAGUUAUUUGUAUGGGCCAGUGUUAGGUAAGUGCUGGUUUUGUACCCUACAUCUAUGUUAAGCUGUUCAACGUUCUACUAACACUAUUUUAUGUAGUUAUAAUAUAAUAAGAUAAUAAAUUGAGACAGCUGAGAGAGUUUAUCUGUUUGAAUGUCCUUAAAUUACAGUAUUCCAAACAGCAGAACUUCUGUGUAUGUGAUGUGACUGAUAACCUGACAUGGUUUAGCCUUUUCCCACACCUACUACUUGCCUGAUCAGCCUGCUCUCAGCUUUCUCAUUUUUCUGUGUUGUAUUGAAGCGGUGUUCUAAAUGUAAAAUGACUGACAUUUUAUUUUAAUGUGUAGAUUGUCUUUGAGAACUGCUCACCUGUGGAGAUUGCAGUGGCAAAGUGUUCCUGUGUAGCUGGAACAGCACUCUGCAACCACAAUGUUGCACUGCUGUUCCAGACCGCACACUACUCCACACUCAACCUGGCUGCUGUACCCCCUGUCCUCAGCUGCACUGAAACAGAGCAGCGAUGGCACAAGCCAAGAACCAUGGGUGUGAAACCAGGCAGAGUGAGUGACAUGGUGUUCAUUUCCACUAAGCCAAAGCAGUUUACAGUUGCUGACGGUGUAAGGAGUACACGUUACAAGGCCGUGCGGGGGGAGCUGCCAGACCCAGAUGUCCUCAAAGUCAGCGAGGUAUACAAGGACUUCUCAGCAGACAUCGCACCACUGAUCACCACCAUGGCUAUAAGUGUGGACGUGCCACUGGUUAACUCCACCUUUGGAAAAGUUCAGGAAGGUAGCCCUAUCUCAUACCAGCAUCCACUACCUCUUAGCCGGGUUAUAGUGCGUCACCCAGAUGCCCCUCCACCACCACCUCUACCUGUGGAUGGCUAUAGGCUGGAGCCUACCACCUGUGAGUUUGUGUGCAGUCACCAACAGCACCUCCAUCUACUGUCACUUGCGACAACAUUGCUCAUGGCAAGGAAAAUCGAGGUGGCCACAAGGGAGCAGAGCGACAGUGUGGAAUGGCACCGUGUUAGGAGGCCAAGAAUAACUUCUUCCCGUUUCAGGGAAGUAUGCCAUGUUCGAGGUCAGAGUUCGGCUGAAAACUUAGCACAACGGAUUCGGAAGGGAGUGGCGCAAACGGCAUCAAUGAAGAGGGGACUGGCACUGGAACCGGUUGCCAUCCAGGAAUACUGCCGGAUUAAAAACACCAAUUACUGGCCGUGUGGGUUUGUCAUUCACCCAGAUGCCCCCUGGUUAGGGUCAUCUCCUGACGGUCUGGUGUUUGACCCAACUGAGAGCCCACCUUUUGGACUUGUAGAAAUAAAAUGCCCAAAUGCAAAAAGUUAUGUGGACUGUAGCUACUUAAAAAUGCAAAGUGGCACAUUAAAACUGAAGCAGUCUCAUAGCUACUAUUGGCAGGUGCAAGGCCAGCUCCUACUCACAGGGAUGGAGUGGUGCGAUUUUGUCGUUUUUGCAGAGGAGGAUAUCCUUAUACAGCGUAUCUGCGUAUCUGGCUACAACCAUUAG
Messenger RNA from Trematomus bernacchii (emerald rockcod), 1611 nucleotides. RefSeq lists its product as uncharacterized. The coding region runs from base 625 to 1611 and encodes 328 amino acids. The record is from RefSeq and is a predicted model, not a curated record. NCBI's taxonomy places the organism in Eukaryota, Metazoa, Chordata, Actinopteri, Perciformes, Nototheniidae. The transcript is spliced from 3 exons.